Molecule: messenger RNA, 1938 nt
Organism: Medioppia subpectinata
Lineage: Eukaryota; Metazoa; Arthropoda; Arachnida; Sarcoptiformes; Oppiidae
Source: the annotation of a GenBank genome assembly
AUGGAUUCUUAAGACCAAUUGUUAGAUAAACUCGAAGACCACAUCCACGACAUCACCAGUUAUACAAGAAGUCGAGCGCUGAAUGUGUGGUGCACUCUAUGUCAGGCCGAAGCCAUACCACUUCCACGACUCGAGACUUUAAUAGAAGCCGUUAUCGGAAGACUUCGUGAUAAGUCUUGUUUUGUCCGCAAAUACGCGAUUCAAUUCUUGAAUCAAUUCUUAACUAAGAAUCCAUUCGCUGCUAAACUUCCGCUCGAAUUGCUUAAGACUUAUCACCGAAAAGAAGACGAAAAACUUAAAGCAUUAAUGCUUUUAUCGGAACAAAAUGAGAACCAAACGAGUGAUGAAAACACUAACGAUUCGCAGCAAUUGACGAACACUUGGAAUUCAAUUGAAUUAGAAUUCGUUGAGUUUUGGACAGAAAUCUUAAAGACUUCUGACGCGACUUACGAUGAAGAGGGCGAUGACAUUGAAAACCAAACCAUUGUUUCCGAUUGCGAUGAUAUCGAACCCGUUUUCGAUAGAUUUCGCGCUUUGAUUACAGAAAAGAAGUUCAAAACCGGUCUCUCUUUGCUUAAGAAACUCAGAGAAGAAUUUCCAGACAAUGAAAUCAUUACACAUAGAGAUGACGAGGAGAUGAAUGAAAGCGAUGACAAUGAAAACACCGACGAGGAGAUGGAUAGCGAAGACAAUCCUAAUAAUAAAUCAAAGAAUAAAAGGCAAGUUUUAUAUUCGAAUGUAACAAAUGCUGAGAAAUCUAUACUUGAUUUGGGCUCAAAAGCUGUGGAGAGAGACAUCGAAAAGAUAGCGACGGUUUUGAUUCGGUCGAGUCAACAGACGGAGGAGAACAUAGAGUCUCAGAGCAGAGCCCCGACCACAACCAUACAAGUGGCCAGACUUUCGAUCGACAGAACCGAUGGUUCGGCCGAAUCUAUAGUCAACGAUAUUAGUCGACAACAGAUUCUCGUCAAGUAUUUGAGUGAUUGUAUUAAAUUCACUGAACAAAUACAGAUCGCUAUUCCGUUGGUUUCGGACCUAUUGUUGUCCCGUAAUAUAACGGACAUUCAAGAGGCCAUUGAGUUCUUUGUGUCCGCCUAUAAGUUUGGUGUGAAGGACGCCAUAUUUGGUGUCAGAAAAUUAAUUUUGUUGGUCUGGUCUCAGGAGAAGUCUAUCAAAGAUUCAGCCGUUUCUGCGUAUAAACGCAUUUAUUUAGACUUUGAAAGCGAUGCCAGACUUUCGGAAAUGUCCGAAAAGCAUAAGGCGUUUUCAGUGGUCAAGAGUUUGUCGGAGUUAGUAAUGGGCGCCACUUUAGGUGAACUCAUUUCAAUUGAACAACUAUUGAAAGAGUUGAUGGACUCGAAUGAGAUCCAACAGAUCCACAUUCAGGUGCUUUGGGAGCGGUUUUCCAUGAAAUUAACGAAUACCACAUCCGAAGAGAGCAGAGUUGCCAUUCAAUUGAUAGGAAUGCUGUCGACAUCUAAUCCAGAACUGAUCCGUUCGAAGGAAAACCUGAACGCAAUCAUUACCGAAGGAUUGGGCGAAAGGGGACGCAAAGAUUCACGACUUGUCAGCGAGACGUGCAUUGCUUUGGGAAAAGCAUAUCGUUUGCCAAAGACUGAUACCUGCGAACAGUUCUACCGUUUGCCCAAAGAUCACGAAUUGUUCACUCAUUUGCGGACAAUUUUGCUCAACGGUUUGGACAACUUGUCGGACAACUACUACGAUAUGAUGUCCGACAAUAUAAUUAAAGUGAUCUUCCAAUUGGCAGAACAUCCCGACUCUCUUAGCGAACAAUUCAUACGAGAAAUGCUUUUAAAGUUAAUAUCAUUGACUCAAAGCGAAGAACUGACGACUGAUAUGCAGACCGUUUCGUUAGACAACGCGAACAAAGAGAAUUGCGAACAGAUCUCUAAUCAGGACAUCACUGAAGCCGAUAGA